GGAGAGAUACAUAGGCAAAACAGUAGGUGCAACUUCUUAUCUAUAUUCUUUUACCUUCCACUUCCGCUUUUUGAUGAGGGAAGUCAUGCAAUUUCUUCAUCUCACCAAAUAUUUCAUUCUGCGUUGAAAACGUAUCCACUGUCCAGCCAAAAGUUCGUAUUUGAGUGACUAUUCAGUCAAACGCCCAACAAAGUCCUAUUUGUUAAAAUGUCCUCAAACGACGCUGCAGGAAAUCGGGAAAUCAAUAAUUCCAGCGAUGAACCAUUAAUCUACCCAGCUAAUGGAACAUUACGGGAGUCUCCAGAUGGUGAGCCAAAGGAGUUUGCUGAAGUUAAGGAAUUAAGACGAGGUUUGGCUCAGAGGCAUAUUCAAAUGAUUGCUUUGGCUGGAACAAUCGGGACGGGUCUCUUCUUAGGUUCUGGGAAAGCUAUUGCCAGAGCAGGUCCACUAGGAGCAUUACUCGGAUACACUCUCGUGGGAGUACUUGUAUCUGGCGUGGUUCUUUCGAUAGCUGAACUAAGCGCUCUCGUUCCUUUAAGCGGAGGUAUUAUACGUCAUGCUGAAUAUUUUGUCGAUCCCGCUCUCUCAUUCGCGAAUGGAUGGAACCAAGUUUACAGCAACAUCAUUACGAUACCUGCCGAGCUCGUUGCUGCUGCCGUCUUAAUCCAGUUCUGGGUUCAAAUCAACAAUGCAGUUUGGAUUAUAUGCUUCGGAUUCCUGUUGGUCAUUAGUAAUCUCCUUUUCGUUCGGGUGUAUGGGGAGCUUGAAUUUACAUGUGCGAUAUUAAAGAUAAUGCUCAUAGUGGGAUUAAACAUAAUGGCAUUGGUCAUUACUUGUGGUGGAGGACCAAAUGGUGAAACUUAUGGUUUUCGAUACUGGCGCAAUCCAGGGCCGUUCGUUGGCUACUUGGGAUAUACCGGGGCCUUGGGACAUUUCAUGGGCUUUUGGACUACAUUUUCGAAUGCAGUGUAUGCUUAUUCUGGCGUUGAGAACUUCUCACUCGCAGCCGCAGAGACGCAGUCACCCCGAAGAAAUAUUCCCAUUGCUGCAAAAAGAAUCUUCUUCCGAGUGAUGUUAUUCUAUGUCCUUUCGAUAUUCAUGGUCGGCAUGAUUGUGCCAUCGAAUGAUAAAGAGCUAUUGCGGUCGACAGGAACAGCGGCCCAGUCACCUUUUGUUAUUGCAGCUAACAAUGCCGGUAUUAAAGUUGUUCCUUCAAUAAUUAAUGCUGUUGUUUUGACUAGUGCUUGGAGUGCUGGUAAUGCAGCUAUGCUUGGCGGAUCUAGAAUGUUAUAUGGACUCGGUCAACAUGGGCAUUCACCAAAAGUCUUUCUCCAGACCAAUCGCUUUGAUGUUCCAUAUAUUGCCAUCGGGUUCCUAAGUCUCUUCAUUAGCCUUGGAUUUUUAACACUCUCGAGCUCUGCAAGUGUUGUUUUCAAUUGGCUUCAAGACUUUGUUGCAGUUGCCGCCCUUGUCAAUUGGAUGAUUAUUUGUGGUGUAUAUCUAAGAUUCUAUUAUGGAUGUAGAAAGCAAGGAAUUUCUCGAUCAACAUUGCCAUGGAAAGGACCGUUUCAACCAUAUGCUGCAUGGAUAGCAUUGAUCUCGUUCAGUCUUCUUCUCUUGACAGGCGGCUACUCUGUCUUUAUCAAAGAUCAUUGGGACACGGAAACUUUUGUUUCAUCUUACAUCAACAUUCCCCUUAUUCUCAUUCUAUACUUCGGUUACAAAUACAAGAAGAGUACUGUGAUUAUUCCAUUGACUGAUAUCCCAAUUCAAAAAUUCAUCGAUAUCGCGAACGACAAUCCGGAGCCAGAGGAUGAUAAGGUUGUUGGAUGGAAGAGACUUAAUAUUCUAUGGAGCUAAGUGGGUUAGUAUAAUGGGGAGAGAAGGACUCGAAUCUCCGCGAUUGUUUGAAACGCAUGCUGGACGAGUAGAUAAAUUAGAUGCUAUUAUUUGAGAUUUCGAAAUUGCUAAGAUUUUUCUUUUGGGCGAAAUGGUUGAAAUUGUAUGUAGAUGAAACUAGAACAAGGGGAAACUACAUGUCUAUUCAAGAUUUUAUUGCAGAUGGGAGCUAGCAAAAUCACAAAAUCUCUUUCA
Molecule: messenger RNA, 2094 nt
Organism: Botrytis cinerea B05.10
Lineage: Eukaryota; Fungi; Ascomycota; Leotiomycetes; Helotiales; Sclerotiniaceae
Exons: 9
Coding region: 208-1860 (550 amino acids)
Biological process (GO): amino acid transmembrane transport
Cellular component (GO): membrane
Molecular function (GO): amino acid transmembrane transporter activity
Source: RefSeq, a predicted model, not a curated record